Messenger RNA from Alternaria ventricosa, 1836 nucleotides. RefSeq lists its product as uncharacterized. The transcript has a single exon. NCBI's taxonomy places the organism in Eukaryota, Fungi, Ascomycota, Dothideomycetes, Pleosporales, Pleosporaceae. Bases 1 to 1836 code for a protein of 611 amino acids. The record is from RefSeq and is a predicted model, not a curated record.
AUGUCGCGCACCAUCCGCAUAGCCGCUGCACAGGUUGGCGCAGUCCAUCGCACUGACAUGCGUGAAAGCACAUUGAACAGACUUGUUCAUCUUCUGAUUCAAGCCGCUGAACAAGGCGCACAAGUUGUAUUGUUCCCAGAAGGUACUUUCGCUACCUUCUUUCCUCGUUAUCUCAUCACCAAUAAAGCGGAACUCGAGUCUUUCUUCGAGCAUGGCGAUGUCACUACCGCAGAAAACACAAAGCGUAUAUUUGAACGAGCCAAGGAGUUGGAGGUGGAUAUCUGCAUCGGAUUCGCAGAGGCCACAGAUGACGGCGAUCACUACAACUCCUGCGUCUAUUAUCACGCCAAGUCCGGAUCUAUUCUGUCAAAGUAUCGAAAGGUGCAUUUACCCGGAGACGUUGACCCUUUCCCCGAACCCGAUGCAGUCAAUCAGCUUGAGAAGAGAUACUUCAAGCCGGGUAAUUUAGGGUUUCACGCCUUCCGAGUACCCGGCCUGGUGCAGACCACACCUGAACAUGGCGAGCCCAUAUUUGGCAUGAUGAUAUGCAAUGAUCGGCGUUGGGCAGAAGCUUGGAGGUGCUUGGGUCUCCAAGGCGUCGAAGUUGUUCUCGUCGGCUUCAACACACCAGGUUUCGCCCCACAGAUGUGGGGUGCAUCCGCCGACGUGAGUCCAGCUGAAGCACGCGCGGAGGCCAUCUUCCAUCACAAACUAGUCAUGCAGGCCCACUCCUACACCAAUGCGUGCUUCUCCGUUAGUGCAGCGAGAUGCGGGUUGGAUGAUGGCAAGUACGAUCUAGUGGGAGGCUCGACUAUCAUUGGGCCUGAUGGAAAGAUUAUGGCUGAGAGCAAGACGGAGGAGGAUGAAAUCAUCGUCGCCGAUUGCGACCUUGAUCGAUGUCUGCCGGGCAAAACGCGGACGUUUGACUUUGCGAGACAUCGGCGAACGGAGCAUUAUGGUAUCUUGACUUCGCAAACGGGAGUUGUCGAACCGCCGCGACUGGCACAAUCGGAAAAAGCGCAUCAUGGAACAAAGGCUGCAGCGAGCGAUGGUAACCAUCAGAUGUUGCCAUCCGUCACAGGCGCCCCAUCCGGAAAGCACGUUCGCAUCCUUCUCUGCAAUCCCAACGCUACUGAAUCAAUGACAAACGCAUGUCUAGAGAUGCUCAAAUCAAUACUCCCACCUGACGUCACCGUUUACGGCUUUACAGCCCCUAAACCAGCGCCAUCAGCCAUCGAAGGAAACUUCGACAACAUCAUGUCCGCAGCUGCUGCCGCCCGAGCCAUCAUGCCUAUCGCACAUGAGUACGAUGCGUUCCUCGUAGCCUGCUACAGCGAUCACGCGCUCAUCAAGGUCCUUAGAGAAGAGCUCUCGCAGCCAGUAGUUGGUAUCAUGGAGGCCUCACUGUUCGCAGCACGAACGCUGGGUGGUCGGUUUGGCAUCAUCGCAACGUCACGACGAUCGCAGUACACGCUGAAGGAUUCUGUGAGACACUACGGUCUGGAGUCGUUCUGCGCUGGCGUAAGAAGCUGUGAUCUUGGGGUUUUGGAAUUGGAAUCGAAGCCUCAAGAGGAAGUGCUUAGUACCAUGUGCGACGUAGGUAAGAAGCUGGUUGCGGAUGGCGCAGACGUGCUAACGCUUGGAUGCGCUGGCAUGACGAACAUGAAAGCUGCUGUUGAAGCGGCGGUUGGAAGUGAUGUGCAGGUGAUUGAUGGUGUGCUGGUGGGUGUGCAGCAUCUGGUUGGUCUUUGUAGACUUGGGAUGCAAACGGCUAAGAGGGGGAUGUAUGCCAGCGCUGCGACGGACAGAGAGCGGAGGGGUCAGGACUGGUGGUGA